UGUUUUACAGUUCCGACAGUGAGAUGUUGACCGAAACAGGCUGAAGCAUGGCAGUACCUACCGGCAGAGCUGUGGUGUUCGUUACCGGGAACGCGAAAAAACUGGAAGAGGUAGUUCAGAUCCUUGGUGACAAAUUUCCUUACAAACUGGUUUCUAAGAAGAUUGACUUGCCUGAAUAUCAAGGGGAACCAGAUGAUAUUUCUAUACAGAAGUGUCAAGAAGCUGCAAGGCAGGUGGAUGGGCCAGUGCUGGUAGAGGACACCUGUCUGUGCUUCAGGGCACUAGGAGGACUACCAGGCAUGCAGGUUUUGAUUCCUACCGCCAACAUUUCUAAUAAUUUUUUUCAGGGCCGUAUUGUUGAGCCCAGGGGCCCAAGGGAUUUUGGGUGGGAUCCUUGUUUUCAACCUGACGGCUAUGAAAAUACUUAUGCUGAGCUCCCUAAAGAAGUGAAGAACAGCAUCUCCCAUCGGUACCGUGCCCUGGCAGCCUUGUCGGAACACUUCUCCAAGCUUAACGAUGCACCAGAGACCAAGCGCGCAAAACACCAAGACUGAGUACUGUUCACUUUCCAAACAGAUUCAGCCAAUCGGAGCUUAGGUUUGCUCAUCAGGCUUUGGCUCAAAUCAAAGCACUAAUGUGCUGCUCAUAAAUGGUUUCAAAUGUACUCCGUCCCUAUUGUCUUUUAAAUAAAUGCUUUGUUUAUAAAAA
Sinocyclocheilus grahami is the source of this 708-nucleotide messenger RNA. Its product is annotated as inosine triphosphate pyrophosphatase-like. The coding region runs from base 48 to 554 and encodes 168 amino acids. The transcript has 6 exons. NCBI's taxonomy places the organism in Eukaryota, Metazoa, Chordata, Actinopteri, Cypriniformes, Cyprinidae. The record is from RefSeq and is a predicted model, not a curated record. Gene Ontology annotation, cellular component: cytoplasm. Gene Ontology annotation, biological process: nucleoside triphosphate catabolic process. Gene Ontology annotation, molecular function: nucleoside triphosphate diphosphatase activity.